Messenger RNA from Desarmillaria tabescens, 522 nucleotides. RefSeq lists its product as uncharacterized. The coding region runs from base 1 to 522 and encodes 173 amino acids. The transcript has 4 exons. Lineage: Eukaryota; Fungi; Basidiomycota; Agaricomycetes; Agaricales; Physalacriaceae. The record is from RefSeq and is a predicted model, not a curated record.
AUGGCAGCCGAACUCCCAGAAAUGAUUACCAUCGGUAAAGGCAUCACUGUCACCUUCUUGAAGGACGACAAGUAUGAGACACGUAUUUCUGCCUCAGGUGUACCAGGUGACGAGGAGCUUUCCAUUCCUUUACACUGGCACGAAAAGCACGAUGAAUACAUGCUCGUCGUCGAAGGAAAGUUGCAAAUCACUCGCGGAUCAGAAAUCCAAGUGUACGGCCCGGAGGAUGGUGAACAAAAGAUUGAGAGAGGAAUUCCGCAUGCGCUCAAGAGCGUCGGUAAUUGUGUUAUCUUGGAGAGGACAGUUCCUGACGACUCGAUGAAACAACUCUUCUUCAGAAACAUGGCGGCAGACGGCGCUUUGAGUACUAACUUUUUUGACAUCAUGCAUAACUGUUAUCACGGGGACGUAAUCCCUUCGCUUCCGGGAGGUAUCCGUUGGCUCGAGAAAGCUUUCCUGAUAUUGUUCGGAUACUACAUCGCGCCAUUGUUAGGAUAUCGAAGAAAGAUCAAGACGCUCUAG